AUGGCUGGGGUUUUUGCUGGGAAAUCCAUACCGAUUCACUGCACGGUGUGUUCAGUGGAGAUUGAUAGUAACGGGAACCGAGUGGAAGACCGGGGUUUGUCAGAUGCGUACGCUAUUGUGCCGGUGGAAACGCCGUUUGUGGACCUGGUACCCACUGCUUUGGCAAAACUGGGCUUCUCUGGAGCCGAAUGCGUGUAUGCCACUGGAGCCUUGGUGAUAAAGAAUUGGAAGCCUUUGGCACUGCAAGAAGUGUGCAUUAGCCAGAGUGCGACUGUGGGGGAAAUGUUGGCGGAAUUGACGACCAUGAUCACGUUGAGCAUCCGUGUGUACAGGAGAUCGAGUGCGUGUUGGAUAGAGAGCAUCCGAGAAAAGUUGGCGAGCUUUGCUCUGGGCCUGGUUUGGUCCCAGGGCGACGGAGCUGCUGGUGGCUGUCCUGUUGAUCAGCAGCAACCGAGUGGGCAGCCUUCUGGUGCUACCUUCCGGGUUGGACCAGGAAGAUAA
Molecule: messenger RNA, 501 nt
Organism: Notodromas monacha
Lineage: Eukaryota; Metazoa; Arthropoda; Ostracoda; Podocopida; Cyprididae
Source: the annotation of a GenBank genome assembly